UGCGCCUAUCGAGGUUUUUUGCCCGAACAUCCUCAUCCGUGCUCUGGCCAUCCGAAUUUUCGGCAUUCGUCCCACCGUAAUCCGAGCUCACACGUCCUUUCGUGAUCACACAAUCGGCGACCGACAGUUUUCGGUAGCACGAGCGAGAUACCCACAAGUGGAGGAGCCCGAAACGACCGCAUAGGAUGGCGUUCCCGAUAGAGUUUCGAAGCUUUCCGCGCAACUGAUCGAAGGGAUGAUGUGAACCUAAAGCCUGCUUGACUAUCAAUCGUCGUCGUCGUCGUCGAGCAAGCGGUCGACCCACGUCGCCGCUGGAUUCCAGAUCAGAGACGACAGCGACGUCGACGGCAACAACGACGAUAACGUUAACGUCGACGUCCGCUCCAUCGGAGACUCACAUACUUCACAUCGACGACUGAGUCACCAGCAGCUAGUAACGGUAAAGCUUGUUGCGAGAAAAUUCGAGAAGGCGAAAUUCCGAUCGAUUAUCAGAAAACAAUGAAUCCGCUCCGCCGACCGCCGCCACUCCUCCGAGUACCGUCGUUCGUUUGGACCCUCGCGGUCGGAAUCUUCCUGCAUACGUUCAUUAUACUCGUCGACUCAGCACAAGCGGAAGUCGGCGCGAACAAGAAAAAUACCGAUCAGCUGUCCACGGAUUCUCCUAGUCAAACCCCAGAGCCAUCGCUCGAUGGGUCGAUCUCCGAAUCGGCGCCGAUCCAAACAAGUAUUCCUAACUCCCCGCUCCCGGCUAGCGAAAACGAAAAAAAGCAACGGCUAUCUACGAGUCAGCGAUGAACAUGUUGAACGAUUCGUCACGAAGCGAACGCCCGCGAGCCUAUCAUAUUCUGGAGGAAGCCGCGAGCCUAAACCACACGUCGGCGAAGCGAAUGGUCGCGAUAGCUUAUCUAUUCGGAUCGAACGGCUUACCCUUCCGUCCGGCCGUUGCGAAGGAAUUCUUCGAGCAGCUGGCGGAAGAAGGGGACUCGGAGUCCCAGCUCUAUCUCGGUUUCAUGCAUUCGUUCGGACUUGAAACGCCGCCGUCGCAGGCGAAGGCUCUCAUCAGUUACACGUUCGCCGCGCUAGGCGGCAACCAUCUAGCGCAGAUGGCCCUGGGCUAUCGUCUAUACGCCGGUGUCAGCGUCCUGCACAACUGCGAAGCCGCCCUGGACCACUACAGACGAGUAGCGAAAAUCGUCGAACAGAGCUCCACGGGUCAAUCUCCGUCCGGGACAACGGUGAGAAUACGUCUGUCUGACGAGUACGAGAACCCCUCGAAGAGCCCGUCCAAUCAACUCGACGACGAUCUUUACCAGUACUACCAAUUCCUCGCCGACAAGGGAGACGUACAGGCGCAGGUUGGACUCGGGCACCUGCAUUACCAGGGCGGUCGCGGAGUUCAGCAGGACCACACGAGGGCUUUGAAUUACUUCAAACAGGCAGCGCAAACUGGAAAUGCAAACGCAAUGGCCUACUUGGGCAGAAUGUUCUUGGAGGGCGGGAAAACAGUCCCGCAGAACAACGAGAGCGCCUUCAAGUAUUUCCAAAUGGCCGCUGACAAAGGCAGUUCCGUAGGGCAAGCCGGGCUCGGCCAGAUGUUUCUCUACGGCAAAGGCGUCCCAAGAGACUACGAGAAGGCCCUCAAGUUCCUAACGCUAGCAGCUAACCAAGGUCUAGUUGACGGUCAGUUGGAACUUGGGAACAUGUUCUACAACGGUCUCGGCGUCGAAAAGAACUUCAAACUUGCCCUAAAGUACUAUAAGCUGGCGUCGAAGCAAGGUCACGCGCUUGCCUUUUAUCACCUUGCGAUGAUGCAUGCGAGAGGAAUCGGCACCCAGAGAAGUUGCGCGAACGCUGUCGACGGUUUCAAGUUGAUGUCCGAGCGAGGAGCUUGGAUUUCCGAAAUCAACGAAGCGUAUCAGGACUACAAAGCAGGUCGGAUCGAUCAGGCUCUGGUUCGAUACGCAUUCCUGGCUGAUCUGGGCUACGAACACGCCCAAAGUAACACCGCAUUCAUACUCGAUCGAGGGGAAAGCACUCUCUUCGACAGAAACCAGUCUUUAGCAAGAGCUCUUAGCUACUGGUCGCGAGCCGCGUCCCAGGGCUACGUCGUCGCGAGGCUGAAGCUGGGCGAUUACCACUACUACGGCUUUGGAACCGAGGCCGACUACUCGACUUCAGCGUUCCACUACAGAUACGCCGCCGAAAACGACCGCAAUCCUCAAGCUAUGUUCAAUUUGGGUUAUAUGCAUGAGCAAGGCUACGGCAUGUCGAAGGACAUCCAUCUAGCCAAACGCUACUACGAUUUGGCAGCCGCCACUUCUUCUGAAGCACAGGUUCCUGUGAUGUUUGCCUUGAUGAAGAUGGCGAUUAUUUAUGGUUUCGAGUAUUUAAAUCAUUUCCGAUGGGACAACAUGGGACAGGCCGGCACCGUCCUACAGAAGGUCCUGGGUCCCGACUGGGAUCUCUACGUGAUGAGUUUCUUAGCGGCUCUGAUCGCGGUCUUGGCGUAUGUGCGAAGAUUUGUUUAGCGAAAUCGGUGGCGUGCAGGAUGACUCCGUAGCCCCUCGUCCCUCCACGCGGAGUUUCCACCAGAUGUGUCCCAAUGCUUCAUAAAGGAAAAUCUGUCCUAGCGUGAGAUCUCUUCAGUAAUCGACAUCGAUCGCGGCGAUACAAGCGAGACGACUGGAGCGAAUUCACGCAGAGAAUAAUGCCAGCGUGUCCGGCGUCUCGGACAUGCUGUAGAUUGUAGUUUUAGAACGAGGAUGAUGCUAUAUGUAUAUUGUAUAUACGUAUAGUGUUCCGAAUGAACCGAAAUAUGUGAAACAUGGAAUUUUACAGAAGCAUUUUAAGUCUCUCCGGGAAGGAGAGGUAUUCCGCGCUCUAGAGAAAGAACAUAGGCCCGAUUCCGCAGUGAAGCGGAGAAUGUCAGGAGCUUUGUCUAGGCAGCGUUGCGAAUCGUUUUCAGGAAAACAAGUUGCCUCGAAUCGUAGUUCAGUGUAGUAUUCAUUCAAGUUCA
Messenger RNA from Galendromus occidentalis (western predatory mite), 3016 nucleotides. It is a transcript of the gene Hrd3, whose product is annotated as HMG-coA reductase degradation 3. Gene Ontology annotation, biological process: ERAD pathway. Gene Ontology annotation, cellular component: endoplasmic reticulum membrane. The record is from RefSeq and is a predicted model, not a curated record. Gene Ontology annotation, molecular function: protein binding. NCBI's taxonomy places the organism in Eukaryota, Metazoa, Arthropoda, Arachnida, Mesostigmata, Phytoseiidae. The transcript is spliced from 3 exons. The coding region runs from base 792 to 2528 and encodes 578 amino acids.